Messenger RNA from Dimorphilus gyrociliatus, 653 nucleotides. NCBI's taxonomy places the organism in Eukaryota, Metazoa, Annelida, Polychaeta, Dinophilidae. The record is from the annotation of a GenBank genome assembly.
GAGAAUAGGAAUCUAAUUCGCCAAUCAUGAUUGUAAGGUCGUGCCGUUUAAAUUUAACAGGAUUUAAGCCAGUAUUUCGUCGUUUUAGUUCAUCUUUUUUUCCCGAAGAAGAGAAGGCAGGAGAUGGAUACAUUAAAUAUAAAGAAAAGAGUGUUUCUGCUCCAGACAGAAGAUGGGUGGUAGAGAGUGACCAUUGGAAAGAACAAACUAGAAAAGGAUUUCCAUUAGAGAAACAAGAAACUCUUCACGAAAAUUUUGAAACUUCAAGAAACGAAGCGGAAUGGAAAGCUGUACAAUCGUUGUUACCUUUAAAAGAAAUACCCUUACCUCCUAAGCACAAGUCGUACCCAACACCUUCAGGAUGGGUUCCUCCUUCGUCUACUCUGCCAGAUGAAAAAUAUCACAUUAGAAGAACACGUUUUCAUCAGUUACCGGUUUAUCUUGAAAGCCGAUUAGGAGGUUGGCAUCACCUAACCGUAAUACGUUACUGCGAUGGCGACCUUUGGGCAUUGGAAGCUGACCUAAGAGCUGAAAUAAAUAAAGUUAAAGGAGAAGAACCACUAACCCAAGUUGACGAAGUUUGCGGUAAAGUUCGAUUAAAAGGAGCAUUUUUAAAAGAAGUAUCUGACUUCUUAAUAUCCAAAGGAUUUUAG